Messenger RNA from Fusarium graminearum PH-1, 2865 nucleotides. RefSeq names its product DNA replication licensing factor mcm6. Gene Ontology annotation, molecular function: ATP binding; single-stranded 3'-5' DNA helicase activity; single-stranded DNA binding. Gene Ontology annotation, cellular component: MCM complex; nucleus. Gene Ontology annotation, biological process: double-strand break repair via break-induced replication; DNA replication initiation; mitotic DNA replication. Lineage: Eukaryota; Fungi; Ascomycota; Sordariomycetes; Hypocreales; Nectriaceae. Bases 1 to 2865 code for a protein of 954 amino acids. The transcript has 2 exons. The record is from RefSeq and is a predicted model, not a curated record.
AUGGCUACUCCUUCCAGCGAUGCUGGCUUCAUGAUGUCGGAUGGCCCCUCAAGGGCUGCUGCAACCCCUAGACGCAACUAUGGCGUCCCCUCGUCUUCCGCCUCACGUCCGCGGGGGCCUCCUUCAGAGAACAUGGGAGGAGCACCCAGUGAUGAAGAGGGCGAUGGCUUCGCAGACGAUCAAGUUCCUCGCGGCCUAAGAAUCAAUAAUACUGCUGAAAUCAGUCGUGUGGAGGACAGAAUUGGCCUGCUGGUACAGGAACACUUUGAGUCCUUCAUCGAGAACUUCCAAGAGGAUCCCAUCAGCGCUCCCACACCGAGUGCCCCAACACCCAGCGCAGUCACUACAGACAAGUACUAUGUUGCCCAGAUCGCGGGCAUGCGCACAUACUCCCUCUCGACAUUCUACGUCGACUACAGACAUUUGGCUGCGUAUGAAAAUGGAAGUUUGGCAGAUGGUGUGAUGCGCCAGUACUACCGCUUUCUCCCCUUCCUCACCGCCGCCUUGCACAACAUGAUCGCCAAGUACCAGCCAGAGUACUUUCGUGAGCAUCGCCAGCCCACCACUUCGAGCAACAUCACUACCUCAGCAGCCAGCCAUUUUGGCUCAUCUGGCCAGACCGAGUCGACGCACCGCAAGAAUGAGCAUCAGCAAACCGACAAGCUCUUUUCGAUCGCUUUCUACAACCUGCCUCUAGUCUCCAGAGUCCGUGCUCUCCGAGCCACCAACAUUGGCCAGCUCCUUUCCAUCUCUGGAACCGUCACCCGAACAUCAGAAGUCCGACCCGAGCUGUCCAUGGCCACAUUCAAUUGUGAGGCCUGCCGUACAGUUGUGCCAAACGUCGAGCAGACCUUCCGAUACACUGAACCUACACAAUGUCCCAACUCUACAUGCCAAAACCGUGUGGCUUGGCAGCUCGACAUUCGACGUAGCACUUUUGUUGAUUGGCAAAAAGUACGAAUUCAGGAGAACAGUUCCGAAAUCCCUACGGGCAGCAUGCCUCGAACCAUGGACGUCAUUCUACGAGGUGAAAUUGUCGAUCGAGCCAAGGCUGGAGAGAAGUGUAUCUUUACUGGUGCUUUGAUCGUUGUCCCUGAUGUCAGCCAACUUGGUCUUCCUGGACUGCGGCCGACCGCUAUUCGCGAUGAUCGCAAUGCACCCAGAGGAGGUGAUGCUGGUGGAACUGGAAUUAGUGGCCUCAAGGCUCUUGGUGUGCGUGACUUGACGUAUCGACUUGCAUUCCUUGCUUGCAUGGUGAACCCGGACACCGCGGCAAGUGGCCAGUCUGCUGCUAGUAGCGCAGCUGAUGUUGUUAAUGCCUUGACAACGAACACGGCCAACGACAUUGAUCAAUCCGUGGAAGAUGCCCAGGCCGCUGUUCUGGCAUCCAUGAACCCAUCUGAAAUUGAUGACCUUCGAGCCAUGGUGCACGGAGAUCACAUCUAUUCACGACUUGUCCAAUCUAUUGCCCCCAUGGUCUAUGGCCACGAAGUUGUCAAGAAGGGUCUGCUUCUUCAACUUAUGUCAGGUGUUCAUAAGAGCACUGCUGAAGGCAUGCAGCUUCGAGGUGAUAUCAACAUUUGUAUCGUUGGUGAUCCAUCUACCUCCAAGUCGCAGUUCCUCAAGUACGUCUGCUCCUUUGCACCCCGUGCUGUCUACACCAGUGGUAAGGCUUCAUCUGCCGCUGGUCUUACUGCUGCAGUGGUCAAGGAUGAGGAGACAGGCGAGUUUACCAUUGAGGCCGGUGCCCUCAUGCUGGCAGAUAACGGUGUUUGCGCCAUUGAUGAGUUUGACAAGAUGGACAUUGCCGAUCAAGUCGCUAUCCACGAAGCUAUGGAACAGCAGACCAUUUCCAUCGCAAAGGCCGGUAUCCAAGCCACUCUCAAUGCUCGAACAAGUAUUCUUGCUGCUGCAAACCCUGUCGGUGGUCGGUAUAACCGCAAGACGACUCUCCGCGCUAACAUCAACAUGUCUGCACCUAUCAUGUCUCGUUUUGAUCUCUUCUUUGUUGUUCUAGAUGAGUGCAAUGAGCAGGUUGACCGUCACUUGGCAGAGCACAUUGUCGGUAUCCACCAACUGCGCGAUGAGGCCGUGGAGCCCGAGUUCAGCACAGAACAGCUCCAACGAUACAUCCGCUUCGCCAAGACUUUCCGACCCGAGUUUACUGAUGAGGCCAAGGAAGUUCUCGUGGAGAAGUACAAGGAGCUUCGGGCUGAUGACGCCCAGGGAGGCGUUGGAAAGAACUCUUAUCGAAUCACCGUGCGUCAGCUGGAGAGUAUGAUUCGUCUCUCGGAAGCCAUUGCCAAGGUCAACUGUGUCGAGGAGAUUAGUAUUGAUAUGGUUGUGGAAGCCUAUAACCUUCUGCGCCAGAGUAUCAUCUCGGUCGAACACGAUGAUGUUGAAGUCUACGAUGAAGAGCCUAUUGAGGAUAGCGAGACACUCCUCCGCGCUGCAGAUGCAGCUCAUGGCCGUGACCAGGAGGGCGAUGCGGUAAUGGAGGAGGAUGAGCAACCUGGCCGCAGCAGCGUUGCACCUGAGAGGAAGAAACAAACAAUCACUUAUGACAACUAUGUCAAGAUGGUCAACAUGUUUGUGCAGCGCAUAUAUGAAGGCGAGGCCGCCAAUGCGGAAGGUAUCGCUGGCGAGGACCUAGUCAACUGGUACCUGGAGCAGAAGGAGGAUGAGCUCGAGGGCGAGGAAGACUACCAUCGCGAAAAGGCCCUGGCUAACAUGGUGCUCAAGAAGAUGGUCAAGGACAACUAUCUCAUGGCUCUUCGUGGCGAGGGUCUUGACGGCGAAGCAAGCUCAGCAUCUGAACAGAUUGUCUAUAUUGUGCACCCCAAUUGUUCCGUGGAGGAGCACUAG